Messenger RNA from Penicillium riverlandense, 1452 nucleotides. RefSeq lists its product as uncharacterized. The coding region runs from base 1 to 1452 and encodes 483 amino acids. The transcript is spliced from 3 exons. The record is from RefSeq and is a predicted model, not a curated record. NCBI's taxonomy places the organism in Eukaryota, Fungi, Ascomycota, Eurotiomycetes, Eurotiales, Aspergillaceae.
AUGGCGCUGCCACGCGAGCAUUAUGUCCUGCCGCGACACAGUACGCUCGCCCAACUCCCCCCAGAGUAUGCGGUCAACGUACAGAAGCAGAUUGCGCAGCACUUGGCAACAUCGUCCAUGAACCGGCUUGUCAUGCUAGAUGACGACCCGACUGGAACGCAAACAUGCCAUGGCAUCUCUGUGCUAACAGUGUGGGACAUUCCAACAUUAGAAACGGAGUUUCGCAGCUUCUCAACUGGCUUCUUCAUCCUGACCAACUCGCGCGCUCUCCCUCCCGCUGAAGCCGAAAAUCUCAUUCGGAACAUCUGCGAAAAUGUGUCUGAAGCAGCAAAGUCCACAGGCCAGAAAGUUGACAUUGUCCUCCGCGGAGAUAGCACGCUUCGUGGCCAUUUCCCGCUCGAGACUGACGUGGCUCAGUCCGUCUUCGGAGCCGCUGAUGCAAUUGUCCUGGCUCCAUUUUUCUUCCAGGGCGGUCGUUUUACUAUUAAGGAUGUCCACUAUGUCGCUGAAGGAGAUAGUCUUGUUCCUGCGGGGAAGACACAGUUUGCUCGUGACGCUUCUUUUGGAUACCGCAGUUCCAACCUGCGUGACUACGUACUUGAGAAGGCGCCGGGUAGAUUUUUGUCUGACCAAUUACUCUCGGUGACCAUUGGGGAUCUUCGCCUUGGUGGACCGCGGGCUGUCUGUGAGAAAUUGGUAGCUGCGCCGGCUGGUGGUAUUGUUAUUGUCAAUGCAGCCGCCGAGUCUGAUAUGUAUGUGUUUGUGGCUGGGCUUUUAUUGGCGGAGUCAAAAGGGAAACAUUUCCUGUGCCGCACAGGUGCUGCCUUCGUCUCAGCAAGACUAGGCAUCCGGCCCAAGGCACCCAUCUCCGCCGCUGAGCUACAGUUACCCUCACAGCGGCUAACAGGCGGACUGGUGGUUGCUGGGUCAUAUGUGACCAAGACAACAAAACAACUGAAAGUACUAAUUGAUAAGCGGGGUGAAUCGGGUGCUGGCCAGCUGGCCGUAGUCCAGAUGAUGGUCAGCGACCUAAUCGGGGCGGCCGAGAGCGUGUCCCAAGUCAUUGCGCAUGUUGUUCAGGAGACGGAGUCCAAUCUGCGCGCGGGAAAGGAUACCCUAGUCAUGACGAGUCGAACGCUUGUCAAAGGCGAUGACGAGCUGUCGUCACUGAAGAUUGGAGCUGCCAUUGCGGACGCGUUGGUCAGUGUUAUACAGCGAAUUGAGGUGCGACCGCGAUAUAUUAUUGCGAAGGGAGGUAUCACUUCGUCUGACGCUGCAACCAAAGGCCUCAAUAUCAAGCGUGCGACAGUUGUAGGGCAGGCGGCUCCGGGUGUGCCGUUGUGGAGAUCUGAUGACUUAGAUUCGCGACAUCGUGGGAUACCAUUUGUGGUAUUUCCGGGUAAUGUGGGUGGCGAUUCAACGCUGCAUGAUUUGGUAGAGGCGUGGAGUUGA